Molecule: messenger RNA, 3786 nt
Organism: Nerophis lumbriciformis (worm pipefish)
Lineage: Eukaryota; Metazoa; Chordata; Actinopteri; Syngnathiformes; Syngnathidae
Gene: bcl2l11
Product: BCL2 like 11
Source: RefSeq, a predicted model, not a curated record
GGACGAGAACUGCAGGAAGAAAAUAGCUGAGACAAAAGAGAAGCUGCUCGGACUUUUGUUUACGUCCUCUCACACUCUGGAUUUGUUGACAACUUUUUGGAUGUACUACUCGUUUUUGUGGAGUCGCUCACUUCGGAACUGACGGCCGCUUAUUUGUUAUUCGCAGACAUUUAAUUGUCCUCACUUUGGAUGUUUACGCAGUCAUGUGUCACCUCUGACAUGCACAGCACGCCCAGAGCCCAUGGAAGCGCAGUAACCACACAGCCGAGUGCAGGACGUCCCCGGCCCAAGUCGACCGAGAGCCGCAGAGAGCAAAGCACCGGCUUCUGCUCGCCCGUCGCGGAAGAAGAAGAAAGAGGAGGAGGAGCCGGAGGGAGCACGCCGCGGUCGCCGUCUCGCCGCCGGUGCAGCGUCGCCUCCCUGCCUCCGGAGCGCCGCGGCGUGUUCGAGACCAGAUCCAUAUUCCAGUUCCCGUACCGGCGCUCAUCCAGCGGAUACUUUUCUUUGGAGGGGGACUCGCUUCCCGCCUCGCCGCUCUCCCCGCGGGCCCCCACGGCCACCCGCGCCACGCAGACCCCCAGCCCCUGCGCCCAGGUGGUUGAACACGCCCUGCUGCGCGUGGCCGAGGAUCAAGCGGGGGCCAUGCAGGCCGUGGAAAUCGGACGAGAGCUUCGACGCAUCGGAGAUGACUACAACGACUAUAUUCUGAGGGGAGCGGCGGGCAGGCGGGUCGUGAUCCACCAGAACCAGUUGCUGCCGCACAUCCACCAGGAGCCCGCCAUCCUUCUCUGCAUGGGCCUCCUGUUCUUUCUGAUCGGACGGUACUUGCACGGCAUCGCCAACGGCCAGCCGGACCAGUCUGCGGUUUAGCCGCGGGAAAACCCAGCAGACGUAGCGUGGUUUCAGAUCCGACCAUCAUCUUCUUUCAUUCUUUUUUUUUUUUUUUUUAGGAACCUAAUUUUUAAGCUUUAGACUCUCAAAAAAAUGGAACUAUCAGGAACUCUAAAAUGUGUGGAUUUUUCGCUUUUGCGCUUCCUGUGUUUUCUCCCCAUUGUCGCCGAGCCUUUGAGAUGCAACCAAAGAGUUGGGAAUUUGCACUCCCUUCCAAAAAAAAAGACGCCGCCUGUGGGAAUCCAAACGUGCCUUGUACAUUCCCCCUGUAAGUUUCUCUUUUGUUUACCUUUUUUUUUUCUGUGCCGUUUUGCCGCAUUGUUGAGUCAACUCUGCAGACCCAGGGUUGUUAAAUUAUAUGGGUCCAAUUCCCUGGACGACGAAAGGGAACUUUUACACUUUUACACAUCUACCGUUCCGAGCACACAUGUCCGUUUUUAGAUACGUAGCUUCUCCUACUAUAAAAAUAACAUGAAAUCCAGAUUAUGUUUUUUGUGGCAAAACAAAAACAAGUAUUUGAUCAAACUUCUAGUGUGAACAAAUGAAGUCUCCUUAGUGUGUGGAUAUGAAACAACUGGAAAAAAAAAACCCGCUUCAAAAUGAGGCAUUUGUGCAACCACUAGAUCCAAACCACCGGUGUGACCAACUACUUAAUCUUUCGAGGACCGGUGAUCAAACGCCACUUUUCUUUAGCAUCACCAUCGUCAGACUGAAAGUGGCUGUCACAGAUCCAUUUCCUGUCCGUUUAACUCAGGGGUGUUCAAACCUUUUGAAUUGGGGCCCGCAUUGGGCUAAAAAAAUUGGUCAAGGGCCGAAAGAGUGUGUGGAAAGUUUGACUUCUACCUUGUUUACUUCCGUGACAACCUCCUUAAAGCUUUGCAAUCAAUCAGAAAUAUCAAGCAAAAAAUGGUUAAGUGUGGAGAGUGUUUUGCAUUUUUCCCAUUUAAAUGGGUGUAAUUUUGAAUCUUUUAUGGUGCACAAAUGUUAUCUAUAAUGUACAAAGUUCAUGGAGCAGGUUGUGUUAUGUGUGACCAUGUCUAUUUUUUUUGCACCAUGACUAGGGAAGGUUGUUUGCAUUGGUUCAUAUAAGUAUAUGCUGCGAUUGUUUCCAUUCAGAGCAUAAUUCAAGGUCCAUCCAUCCAUUUUCUACCACGGUAGGAAAUGGAUGGAUAAUUCAAGGUCAUUGAUGUGAAUUACCCACGUUGUCCCUAGAUCGUGACAAAAUGUUAGCAUCAAAAUUGUUGAUCUAUCAAAUUGCGCGCAAUCCUGUCAGGUUCAAACACUGAUGACAUCUAUUAACCAAGACAAGAAACAAGGAAUUAAACAGAGACAGAAUUCAAUUUGGCUCAGUGAGGAGAGACGCCUGGAAACUGGACCCUUGUACAGUGUCUCAGCGCGCUCUGGCGAAAGAUUGUACGCCUCCUCUUUUAUUUGGACUUUCCCCGAUUACAUGGCAACAGCUGUUUCUAAGGGAUGGGGGUCGUAAACAGCCAUCGCAUUUGAUUGAAACAGUUAAAAGAAAAAGGUCGGAAAACAGUUCAAAGAACUGGUCCCUGGAGGGGAGUCGGGUCCUGCUUCCUCUUCGCUUUGUAGUUCUCGGGUCAAAACAAUAUAUUUCUGUAGAUUACAAUACAUGAAAGAAACAGAACACCUUUAUGUUGCUUCCCAUUCUACACAGUGGAGUUUUACAAGCCUUUUUCUUGGUAGGUUCAAAGACAGCUUUUGUCUUCUCGCCGGGAACUCAGUAUUGUGAUAACUUAGAUACAAUUAUUCUGACAAUCCCCCUUUGGGUAAGAUUCCUUAUUAACUCAUGACGUCUCGCAGGGCCAAAUUGAAGAAAUCGUCGGCCUGCAUUUGGUCAACCUGUGGUUUGGACACCCCUGAUGGGUCGUAGUUAGCGCAUCGCAUGGCAGCCUUCGCCAUUUGUACUCCACAAUUUUGUUGUUCUUAAUGUGCAAUUGCAAUAAAAACGCUAUUCUAAUAGCGCAAUGACUCUUCCCACGUCCAAGUCUGCUCUUGCCCGUCGUCCCGGUAAACGCUUUCAGAGAGCGCGCGCUGGAAAAACGCACAAUCUCACCAAGUAUAUACUGUAUUUCGAAUUUCUAGUGAAUACAUUAAAAACUUUACACAAGUCACACUCCCCUGAAUAGUGGGACAUAAGAACUUGCUUUUAGGCAAUAUACAAAAAAUACUACUUUUGAGCAUUUAAAAUUUGUUAUGACACAUUUCGCAAUACUACUAAGUAUAGCUAAUACGUUUUAAUUGCUGAUUUCUUAUUUUAAGAAAUUUUACAGAGACAAUAUUGACUGGUUCCAUUGGCAGUUUUUUUUUGGGAUCAUUACAAGCAAAAAUUAGCAAAAGAAUCAAGUCAGAAUUGUCUUGGUAAGAUUUCCUGAAAUAGGAAAUGUAUUAUUAGCUAUACUUACUAGUAUUGUGAAGUUUUGUUUCUAAAUAUGUGACGUUCAAAAGUAAUAUUUUGUUUCCUCAGAAGAUCUAAAACAUACUUGCCAACCCUCCCGAAUUUUCCGGGAGACUCCCGAAAUUCAGCGCCUCUCCCGAAAACCUCCCGGAACAAAUAUUCUCCCAAAAAUCUCCCGAUUUUCAGCCGGAGCUAGAAGCCACGGGAGGACAACAGGGUGACAAGAACUAAAUCAUCCAGACUAGAGAUAAAUUGUAUUAUUAUGUUUAUCUUACCUAAAAAUAAGUAUAUUUAUUAAUUAAAAAAACAAAAAAACUAAAUACAUUUUUACUAUAUUUUGCUAAAAACAUCAAAAUUAAUUGUAUUUUUAUUUGUAUUUUUUCGGGACUCCUUAUUACAUCCAGCCAUAGAAUUAUACAUUAAAAUAAACAUAUUUGAAAUAAUUGAUUUUAAAUUAUCAUAAUAAUUCAUUUAAA